UGAGUCUAAGUGAGGCGACAUUCAGCUAUUUCCCCAAAGCUUGAAGUGCAGUAACAGGAGCCAACAUGGUUGUGUGGAGCGAACAGGAGCGCUGCAUCAUCGAUGGCAUCUUUAAGGGCCUUGACUACAAUGACAUCGGCGGCAAAGCUCUGUGCAGGUGCUUGAUCGUGUAUCCAUGGACUCAGCGUUACUUCGCCGGAUUUGGCAACCUGUACAACGCCGAGGCCAUCCUGGCCAACCAGAAAGUCUUAGAUCAUGGCGCAAAGGUGCUGCACGGCGUGGACCUGGCCCUGAAGAACAUGGAUAACAUCAAGGAAUGUUACAAAGACCUGAGCAAGCUGCACUCAGAAGAGCUGCACGUUGACCCCGACAACUUCAAGCUGCUUUCUGACUGCCUCUCCAUCGUCAUCGCUGCCAAAAUGGGUGUAAACUUCACUCCAGAAGUACAGGCAGCCCUGCAGAAGUUCAUGGGUGUGGUUGUGUCCGCUCUGAGCAAGCAGUACCACUAAACAUGCAGCCUCAUAACCAGACAUCCGACGGAGACCUCACCUGCUCUAAAAGACGUCUCCUUUCAUAAACCAAUAAA
This is a messenger RNA of Thalassophryne amazonica, 586 nucleotides long. Its product is annotated as hemoglobin subunit beta-1-like. Gene Ontology annotation, molecular function: oxygen binding; haptoglobin binding; organic acid binding. Gene Ontology annotation, biological process: oxygen transport; hydrogen peroxide catabolic process. The transcript has 3 exons. Bases 66 to 509 code for a protein of 147 amino acids. NCBI's taxonomy places the organism in Eukaryota, Metazoa, Chordata, Actinopteri, Batrachoidiformes, Batrachoididae. Gene Ontology annotation, cellular component: haptoglobin-hemoglobin complex; blood microparticle; hemoglobin complex. The record is from RefSeq and is a predicted model, not a curated record.